CUUCCCUUCCCCCUCUGCAGGUUACACAGAAUGACAUGGUCAUGGCUGAAAGACUGUUUGGGAUCUUGGCCUACGUGGCGUCUUCCAACAUGCCCUAUUACCGCCUGAUUUCGCUGCUUGGAGAUUGCAGGAAGAAACAAUUAUGCUUUCUUUUGGAGGCCAAAGGAAAGAAAUUGGGGACUGCGAGUGACAAUGGCAACAGCCACUGGAAGCUCGAAGGAGAAAAUAUGACCCGAUCCAUGCUGAAUUAUAUUUCAAGGGUUUUAGAGAGAGAAAAGCAGGAAGACAUGAAGGACAAGAAGAAGUUCUGCCAAACCUACAUCCAGCAGUUAGUGAAGGAAGCGGCUGACAUCCACGUGAAAUACGAGUCUUUGCAGAAGCUCUGGCCCCAGAUGUUCAUUGAGCUCGUCAGGGACGCCGUGAUCGAGAUGCACAACAAGGAUUCCUACAGGAGGCACUGCUUGCAGCGUGUGGCUGAGCAGAAGCUGUAACGUCACCAGGCUCCCUUCGCGUGUCAGUAU
Molecule: messenger RNA, 521 nt
Organism: Candoia aspera
Lineage: Eukaryota; Metazoa; Chordata; Lepidosauria; Squamata; Candoiidae
Product: leucine-rich repeat-containing protein 49-like
Exons: 3
Coding region: 36-491 (151 amino acids)
Source: RefSeq, a predicted model, not a curated record